Molecule: messenger RNA, 1356 nt
Organism: Striga hermonthica
Lineage: Eukaryota; Viridiplantae; Streptophyta; Magnoliopsida; Lamiales; Orobanchaceae
Source: the annotation of a GenBank genome assembly
AUGUUCUCAUCGCCACCGCUCUGCCGCCGCUUCUCCACCGCAACCGACCGCCUGACCGGCCAGAUUCUCGCCGCCGUCCUUCAAAACAGGCCUCUCGACUCCGCUCCUACCCACCACAACCAAACCCGCGUUUGGACAUCAGAAAACGUCUCUCAGGUCCUGAGAUCAAUCCCUCUAUACCUCUUCCAGUCGCCGAGAUCCAUCGGCCGCCAGAAAACCCACCGCCACCGUUCCCCCAUCCGUCAGAGAAACCUCAAGCAGGAAACAACCAAGCGCAAAACAGGCUCCCUAAUCCUCGGCCCCGCGGCCCACAGAGACCCCAAGCUCCUGAAUCUCGGGCUCGAGAAGGCGCUAGAGUUCUUCUACUGGGUCGAGAACCGGUUCGGUUUCCGGCACGACGACCGGACCUGCCGCGAGAUGGCGAUUGUCCUCGCCAGGGGCAAUCGAAUGAACCUUCUCUGGGAUUUCCUCAAGAACAUGUCGAGGCGGCACGAGAAUCGUGCCCUCGUCACCACCUCCACCAUGACCUGCCUCGUCAAAACCCUAGGCGACGAGGGGCUGGCGAACGAGGCCCUCUCCGCCUUCUACAGGAUGAAGCAGUUCCACUGCUCGCUGGACGUCCGCGCCUACAACACCGUGAUUCAAGCACUCUGCAGGGUCGGGUUCUUCAACAAGGCAAAAUCCAUUUUCGAGCAGAUGAAUCUUCCCGGGUUCAAAUGCCCGCCGGACGUCUUCACCUACACGAUCCUCAUCGGCUCCUACUGCCGCCACGCGCUGGCCACCGCCUCCCGGAAGGCUAUCCGGCGGCGGGUUUGGGAGGCGAACCAUUUGUUCCGGCUGAUGCUCUUCCGGGGAUUCUCGCCGGAUGUGGUGACCUACAAUUGCUUGAUCAAUGGGUGUUGUAAGACGAACAGGAUUGGCCGGGCACUGGAGCUGUUCGACGAAAUGUGUAAAAGAGAAUGUGAGCCUAACCGAGUUACUUACAACUCGUUCAUAAGGUAUUUUAGUGCUGUGAACGAGGUGGACCGGGCAAUUGAGAUGUUGAGGAGGAUGAAGGAGAGGAAUCAUGGGGUGCCGAGUUCAAGCUCAUACACGCCAAUUAUUCAUGGUUUGUGUGAGGUGGGGAGGGUGGAGGAAGCGGCGGCUUUCCUGGCGGAGUUGGUGGAGGGAGGGUCGGUGCCGAGAGAGUAUACGUAUGAGUUGGUUCGUGGGGCAUUGGGUUCGGAAGGGAAAAUGGGUUUGUUGAAUGAAAGGUUGUGUGGAGAGAUUGAAGAUGGUAUUGAGGAGAGGGUUAGAUGUGUGAUGAAGGUGAAACCUAGUUUGAGGCGGGAAAGGCGUGUACCAGUCGGCCGGUGA